Dioscorea cayenensis subsp. rotundata (Guinea yam) is the source of this 2163-nucleotide messenger RNA. Its product is annotated as calcium-dependent protein kinase 2-like. Bases 351 to 2072 code for a protein of 573 amino acids. Gene Ontology annotation, cellular component: nucleus; cytoplasm. NCBI's taxonomy places the organism in Eukaryota, Viridiplantae, Streptophyta, Magnoliopsida, Dioscoreales, Dioscoreaceae. The record is from RefSeq and is a predicted model, not a curated record. The transcript has 8 exons. Gene Ontology annotation, biological process: protein autophosphorylation; intracellular signal transduction; peptidyl-serine phosphorylation. Gene Ontology annotation, molecular function: ATP binding; calcium/calmodulin-dependent protein kinase activity; calcium-dependent protein serine/threonine kinase activity.
AGAGAAAAAGAUAAUUUUGGUUAUUUUAUUCAACAAAAAUGCGUAUAAAAAUCCCGGUGUGAAUAACAAUGAACCUUCACACCUGCUUCGUUUGAUGCAUUGCUGUCACAAAAGAGGUGGCUUUCUCAUUGAUUUCAUCUCCUCCAAGCCUUCCCCAAUUGCUCCUGUCCUUUUUGACCCGCGUUUUCUGCAAUAAAGCCCUCAAAUUUCAGCUCAAAUUCAGGAUAUUCUGAUCUGGAGUGGAUUUCUGUGUUGUUGAAUCAUUGAUUGAUAUUAAAGUUGAGGUUUUGAUUGGAAAUAGUUGUUGAAUUUUGUUGAAUUUGAGGUUUUUGAUUGUUUGGAGUUGAGAGAUGGGUUCGUGUUGUAGCAAAGGCACGACUUCUGAAGCCAAUGGGUAUAGGUAUCAGAGGCCGGAACCAUCACCACCGCCUCCACGGCCACCGCCACCAUCGCAGAGGCCAGCCAAGCCAUCAACACCUCCAUCCCACCACCAAACCCAUGCCCCUCCACCUGAAUCUAGAUAUGCACCUCCAUCUCCGUUGAAGUAUUCCACUCCCACCCCACCACCACCCAAACCUGAGUCUUAUUCUGAUACUAUUCUUGGUAAGGCCUUUGCUGAUGUUCGGAGCUUCUAUACACUUGGAAAGGAGCUUGGCAGGGGUCAGUUUGGUGUUACUUAUCUUUGCACUGAGAACGCUACUGGUCUUUCUUAUGCUUGCAAAUCGGUCUCCAAGCGCAAGCUUGUUAACAAGAAUGACAGGGAGGAUAUCAAGAGAGAGAUACAGAUCAUGCAACAUUUAACAGGGCAGGCUAACAUUGUUGAGUUUAAGGGAGCCUAUGAGGAUAAGCACUCUGUGCAUCUUGUGAUGGAGCUUUGUGCGGGCGGGGAAUUGUUUGAUAGGAUUAUUGCUAAGGGGCAUUACUCAGAGAGGGCAGCUGCCACUAUCUGUCGGGCAAUUGUCAAUGUUGUGCACAUUUGCAAUUUCAUGGGGGUGAUGCACAGGGACCUCAAGCCAGAGAACUUCUUGCUUGCGACGAAGGAUGAGGGAGCUAUGCUUAAGGCCACAGAUUUUGGGCUAUCAGUGUUCAUUGAAGAGGGUAAAGUGUAUAGAGAUAUAGUGGGGAGCGCUUAUUAUGUUGCUCCUGAAGUAUUGCGACGAAAUUAUGGGAAAGAAAUAGAUAUCUGGAGUGCUGGUGUGAUUUUGUAUAUCCUUCUCAGUGGUGUACCUCCUUUUUGGGCUGAGACGGAAAAAGGAAUAUUUGAUGCUAUCCUGCAAGGAGAAAUUGACUUUGAGACUGCGCCAUGGCCAAGCAUAUCAAACAGUGCCAAAGAUCUAGUUCGACGGAUGCUGACUCAGGAUCCAAAAAAACGAAUCACUGCUGCGCAAGUCCUUGAGCAUCCAUGGAUUAGAGAAGAUGGAAAUGCUUCCGAUAAACCUAUUGACAGUGCAGUUCUUUCGAGAAUGAAGCAGUUCAGAGCAAUGAACAAACUGAAGAAGAUGGCGCUGAUGGUUAUCGCUGAAAAUCUUUCUGAAGAUGAGAUUAAGGGGCUAAAACAAAUGUUCACAAAUAUGGAUACCGACAACAGCGGUACCAUCACAUAUGAAGAACUGAAAACAGGACUAGCCCGGCUUGGUUCAAAGCUAUCAGAAGCUGAAGUGAAGCAACUCAUGGAAGCUGUAAGAUAUUUCACCAAAACUCUACAGUAUCUCCGCUCGCACUUCUUUUCAUUGCCCCCUGAAUAUUUCCAUGCAUCAUUCUCUUUACAGGCUGAUGUAGAUGGGAAUGGCACCAUUGAUUACAUCGAAUUCAUCACCGCCACAAUGCACAGACACAAAUUAGAAAGAGAUGACCAUCUAUACAAAGCUUUUCAGUAUUUCGACAAGGAUAGCAGUGGCUAUAUCACAAGAGAUGAGUUGGAAUCAGCCAUGGAGAAAUACGGAAUGGGCGAUGCGGCUACAAUCAAAGAGAUUAUAUCAGAGGUCGACACAGAUAAUGAUGGAAGGAUCAAUUAUGAUGAAUUUUGUGCUAUGAUGAGAAGUGGAGCUCAACCUCCUGCUAAGCUUGUGUAGAUAGUACUCAAUCGAAAAUCGAUUCGAAAGAAGCUUAGCUCUUCAUUUGUCAUUUGACUUAUUUGCAUACAAACUUUGUGUGGUUUCAUGU